GUGAACACCUACCGUAAGCACCCUGUUUAUUGCAGAGCAUUUCGCUAGUAGCCGAUCAGAACACAUUGUAAACAAUUGCAUGUACGCGAGAAGGUGACUCGUGACCUGUGACUUAUGACCAAGGUCAUAGUGGACAGGAUCGAUAUGCAAAUUAGGGUGGCGCGUAUGCAAAUGCAGGAUGGAACAAAGUUAAAACCAAUCAAAGAUCAUGAAUACGCGUCAUGACGCUAUCUCGAGCGGGAAACACAAUUCACGUACAUGUAGCUGUCAUUCUGUCACAGCCAUCCAAAGGAGGCGGAGGGUGCAUUUUGUUGUGAGAUUAAACACAACAAUUUCGUCGUUUCGCGAUGUAUCGUGCGAAUAUUUCUCGCCAACGUCGCCGCCCUGCGCGGUUUCUGGUGGAGCCUGUGCCUGAGCCAGCCGCCAGUGCCAAGAAGAAAAAGAAAUCUGCGCCCGUGAAGAAGUCAAGAUCACGGAGGGCUCCAGCUCGCACUGCCCCCUCCGCCUCCUUUGCCGUGCCCGGGGCGGUCCCGAUCGCCACAGCUCCGCUAUGCCAGCCGGGGUUUGGGUCCACCACCACGGGGCAAUCGGCGCCAGCACACCCGCUGAUCACAUCAGUCGGGCUCUCAACAUCCGGUGCUGCUCCAAGUUUUUCGCCGGUGAUUUCUGCACCGAUUGCCGGGCAGCCGGAGUUCACGCCAGUCACAUCCGGGGCUUCAAUGACAUCCGGGGCUUCAAUGACAUCCGGGGCUUCAAUGACAUCCGGGGCUUCGCUGACAUUCCAAACAGGGUUAUCGCAGCCGGAGUUCACACCAGUCACAUCCGGGGCUUCCAUGACAUCCAGGGUUUCGCGGACAUUCCAACCGCCGGCAGCAUGUCUCGCCGCAUACCAGCCCGUUCACGCAGCCGUACCGUCCUUCGGACAUGUCGGAGCGAUGUCCCCAUCCGUUUUGCCCGCCAGUUGCGGGGCGAUGUCUUCCUUGGCUGGAUCUGGGACAGACAUUCCCGGAGGCCUGUUGCCUCAUGCCAAUUCGGGCUUGGUAUCAUCGCCGGGGAGUUCGGCAGCAUUCAACGGUGCCCCAUCCGCCGCUCCUGCGGCUCCCAUGGCUCCGGCUACUGAUUCGCCAUGUACGACGACCAGCAUGGGGCCAGCUUUGGGCAGUGUCCCAUUGGUGUCACCGGGGGGUGAGUAUGGGUCUCAGCAACCUACUUGUAACGGGCCUAAUUUCGAUAUAUUGAAUAUGCAUCGCCCAUUAUCUAUGGCCCAGGCCAGUGUACAUACCCCAUUGGGUUUUCAUGUUUCGCAGGCACUAAAGGAAAAAAAUUGGCAGGGUUCCUUUAUUGACUUGGCUUUGUUAAGGAAUGACACCGCAAGUGCUGUUUUGGCACGCACUGAUACCCAGGGUACAGAUCUCACUUUUGCGUUGGAGGGGGGCUCUCUUGUCCUGAGAAAACCGGGGGCCACUCGCAAGAAGAUUGAGAGUUUAGAUGCGUGGCAAUCAGCAUUUCACACUUUCAUGGCCAUUUACCUUGUAAAGCAUACAAACAGGUUUGCUGAGCUGCUGCGCUACGCGGAAAUUAUUCGUACCGCACACAUUCAAUUUCCAGGCCAGGGCUGGAAGGUGUACGACGAGCAGUUCAGGCUGAAACAGGAAGCCGACCCUGCUCGUUCCUGGGGUCAAAUUGAUUCCGAGCUGUGGCUGACCGUUGCAGCGGUCGGGCUGAACUCCCCCUCUUACUCACGUGGUGGGCUGCCGGCAGCGCAGACCCCCCGCACAGGGAAUUCUUUUAAGCUCGGGAAUUGUUUUGCUUUUAAUUCAGCCCAAGGUUGCUAUUUUCAGGGAUGCAAAUACGCACACGCUUGCAGUAAAUGCUCGCGCACUGGUCAUGGCGCCACGCGUUGUCGAGCUUGGGGGCAAGCGCGAGGGGCCACUGCAUCCAGUGGUUUUGGCGCAUCGGUUCGGCAUGAGCCUCGAUCCCCGCUACCUGCCAAGCCAAGUGCUGCUGCAGCGUCAGUAAGAGCUCCUGUACUGCAUCAGGGUGCAAAAUCAGCCAAUUUUCGUGCCCCCAACCCCCAUUAAUGUGCCUGUGUUGAUAAAUUGGUUAGGUGAUUAUCCGCUUUCAAGUGUUAGUCAGGUUUUACGAAGUGGUUUCACUGAGGGUUUCUCACUUAACUAUAAUGGUCCUAGGGAAGCACGCGAUUCACAGUGUCUCGCUUCUGCGGCCGAACGUCCCCAGGUGGUUCGCCAAAAGCUAGCCAAUGAAAUUAAUUUGGGGAGGAUUGCCGGGCCAUUUUCUGAACGCCCGUUUCCUAAUUUACAGUGCUCCCCAAUUGGUCUAGUUCCAAAACGUGAGCC
Molecule: messenger RNA, 2357 nt
Organism: Patiria miniata (bat star)
Lineage: Eukaryota; Metazoa; Echinodermata; Asteroidea; Valvatida; Asterinidae
Exons: 1
Coding region: 348-2081 (577 amino acids)
Source: RefSeq, a predicted model, not a curated record